Myxocyprinus asiaticus (Chinese sucker) is the source of this 6020-nucleotide messenger RNA. Its product is annotated as GDNF family receptor alpha-4-like. Gene Ontology annotation, cellular component: signaling receptor complex; external side of plasma membrane. Lineage: Eukaryota; Metazoa; Chordata; Actinopteri; Cypriniformes; Catostomidae. Gene Ontology annotation, biological process: nervous system development. The coding region runs from base 460 to 1812 and encodes 450 amino acids. Gene Ontology annotation, molecular function: signaling receptor activity. The record is from RefSeq and is a predicted model, not a curated record. The transcript is spliced from 8 exons.
CAAGCAUCUGGGGUCGAGCGCUCACAUACAUUUACGCGAUCCAAUGCGCACAUUGGCACAUCUAAUGCGCGCAUUUCUUCACGCGCCUGUCAUGGUGCUAGGUGUUUGUUUCGAGGAUUAAUAUUUCAGAAAGACUCCGAUCGUGAUAGGACAUCUUAAUGCUUGUUCAUAUGACAGUUUGUCAUUUUUGGGUUGCUUGUUGUAGCUCUCAGGACACAUUUUAGGGAAUAGAAAACGUCUGAUAUUGAAGUGUUUAGUUGGAAUUUGAUUCUCGGCCACAUCAUUUUGGAGAUUUAUCUGCGAGACUCUCUGUCGGACGGUGGUCCCCGUGUAUGGAUGUAGAGGGUGACGGGGUGUCGGUCUGAGGGGUCGAUACGGAGCGAUCCGGGGGUUCCAGACGCGCUUCCCCGAGAUUCUCCAGCAGCAGCAGAAGCAUCACCGUAUUCAGCAGCAGACGAGAUGAUUCUUUUGGGAAUUCUUCUAAAUCUGUUCUUCAUUAAGGGUUCUUUUCCCUUUGUGGUGCCAGUGUUCCCCGGGACUUUAGACUGCAUUGCUGCAGUACAGAAAUGUGUGUUGGAUCCAGAAUGUAAGAGACAGUUCCGACACCUGGAGUACUGUGUGGAUGAGGAGGCGGUGGCCCCUCAGAGCCUGGAGGCGCGGCAGGCCUGCAUCGACGUCCAGAACAGCCUCAUGCACUAUCAGCCCCUGCAACAAUGCAAGUGCCAGCGCGGUUCGCGAACGGAGCAGCACUGCCUGAGUGUUUACUGGACCGUCCGCUUUCCACAGGGUUAUGAUGACAUUGAGACAUCCCCAUAUGAAGACAUUGAACUGGAACUGGUGAGAAACACGGAAACAUCAAAACUGGCUUCAAUAGUUUCAGUGUCGUCUCUUCCUCUGACGGAUCAGAACCAGUGUCUCAAAGCAGCUCAGGACUGUGGCUUGUAUGAGAAGUGCGGUUCUUUGCGUUCUGAGUAUGCGUUGGCUUGUACUAAGAUCAUACCGGGCACAAACCACUGUAACAGGCACAAAUGUCACCGUGCUCUACGGAGGUUCCUGGAGCGCGUUCCAGAGGAAUACAGCUUUGGUGUCUUGUUUUGCCCCUGCUCAGACACUCUGUGUGGGGAGAGGAGAAGGAAAACCAUCGUCCCCUCCUGCUCCUAUGAAGAACGAGACGGACAACCCAACUGCCUCCAUCUGGAGAGCUACUGUCUCAAAGACAACCUGUGCAGGUCGAGAUUGGCUGAUUUCCAGCAGAACUGUCAACCGUCUUCUCUCUCCCCCUCCGGCUGUCUCCGGGAAAGUGGAGCUGUGUGUCUCAAGGCCUACGCUGGACUCAUCGGCACCAUCAUGACUCCAAACUACGUGAGUAACAGCAGUACAGAGGUUUCGCAAUGGUGUCAUUGUGAAGGCAGCGGGAACCAGUGGCAGGACUGCCUGCGUAUCCUGCACAUGUUCAACAGCAACACCUGCCUGCGUAAUGCAAUUGAUAGCAUGGGAAGCUCCACCCCUCGUCCAGUCGAGGGCACGCCCUUUCCUCCUCCUCGCCCCUCCCCCCAGGUCCAGCGUUAUGAGCUGAACAUUAACCUGCUGCCUGAACCCAAAACAGUGGUAGAAAGUGAAGAAGAGGAAGAAGAAGAGGAGGAAGAAGACGAAACUGCAGGAGGCUUCAACGUGAUCCCUCCGUUCUCAGAGAAAGCGACAGUCACUAACCUGGGUUCCGAGGCCGACCGGAUCCACAGCCCAGCCUCCACCCUCUCCACCCCUCACUUCCUGCUCUCAGUUGUGCUGCUGAUUGCCCUCAGCUGGGGGUAGACACCCCACUCACACACACACUCUUAUACACACACAUACACACACAAACACACUGUACUAAAGUACAUACAUCCAGACUCUAAGACCUCUUAUAGAUGGAUGACAAGAACAACUUAUUAGAGGGUGGAGGAGAGCAAAACAAGAGGAAAACUGUUCUAUCCCUCUUUCCUUUUCAUUCAUUCUGUUUCUCCUUCUAGGGAAGAGGGUCUGCUAUAGAUAUAGCUGCUUGCUCAUUAGGGAAUUACUUUCGAAAUCUGAUUCCCCACCUGAAUCAUUUGAAUCACAAGUCAUGACUCCUAGGACUAACUGGCGUUGAUUACAGCCUAUGGUAAUCAAGUGAUUUGAUCGUACUUUGUAUCUAUUGUAUGAUGUCAGUGUGCUUCAGAUAUGAAAUGAAAAAGUGGGUUAAACUAGGCAACAUUGCUGCUUAAGACUCGCUACAUGGCUUUCCCUAAAUGCCCAAACGUGUUCUGCACCGCAGCCUGCAUUCAGAACCCCGCUGUGUUUAUUGUUGCUGAACUUGUAUGAAAUGAGACAAAAUGUAUGUGUAUGUGUGUGUGUUCAUGUAAGUUUGAUUUGCUUGACAUCGCUGCUCGUUGACAUCGGAAAAAAACUUGUCGAGCACGAUUCCUGAAUCUUUCAUUUUUCACACCUCUAUGUCUCACAAGCCAGGUCACACACCUAAUCACACACGCAGACACACACACACGCACGCCUCUGCCCUGCUGCAGAGCCGAUCGCGCAGAUGCAAGCGUUUUUCAUUUAUUGCUCUAUCUGCGAUGUGCUUUCAUUUUUGACUCAGCGCAGACUGUGCACUAACCAGGGGCAUAAAUAGAACCUUGAACAGAAAAAACAUAAGUAAUAAAGCCGAAAUAAAGAAAUAAACAAGCAAAAUAAAUAAAUAUAUUGUCGCACUGCAGGUGUCGGAGUCCGGUCUGGGUUUAGAACUCGAGGGGAAAAAAACAGGAAGUCAUUUUCCAGCCGCCUGUCGCCCCUGUACCUUCUCUUGGUGCCUGUUGUUUUACUUUCACAGAGAUAAUGACUUACAACACAAACUGUUUAUCUUGUUGUGUGUUCACGGCAAAGAAUUACUUGUGAUGGGAAAGAAACAGAAAUAGAUCUUGGGGGGAAAAAAACGAGAGACAGAGAGAGACUUAAACCCUCCAGAAAAAAGAAACAUGCAGUCUGGAAUCACAUGCUUUUUCUCUUAUAAAUCUUUUGCUGACACUGAUGCUUUUUUCUCAGUCUCGUUUCUUCUCGUCCCACCCUCUCUCCAUUCGUUCUCGUGUAUAUCCAUGGAAGUAAAAGACAGCAUCUCUGCUUCCCUCCAGAAGGGUUUUUCUUUGGGCACUUUCAAACUAGAGUCAUGGGGCACGAUGUUUGAUGUCAGAGUUUGGUUUGUUUGGUGUGAAGGCUUUUUCCAAACUUUGCUGUGCACCACCAAGCCACACCCAAGUCCACUUGAAAGGUGGUACAGUUCGUAACUGAAACGCAGCAGAUUAGAAGCAUAAUGCAGGUGUUUUAAGCAACCCAUCUAUAUAUGCCGCUGUGCUUCAAAGACAAUGAAUUUAAAGACGCAACUUUUACGAGAGGAUUUCCAUGCAUUACUUACAGCUAAGCACAGCACACAUAGCUGUUAGCAUAUUAAAUUAAAGCAUUGCCAAUGAAAAAGUUAAAAUAUAUAUCCUCGUGUGAUCUCGCAUACACAUGCGUGGACGUUGUAUUUUGGAUUUGCUAUACGCAAAUGCAUAAUUUAAAUUAAUUUAAACUGACUGAUCUCAGUUCAGGAGACUCUGUGAUGUCAGUAAAGGGUUAAACUUUUGACGCAUUGAGUCUUGUGACCAAACAACAUGGCGCUGACCACAGCAGAGUUUGUCUUUUGGAGAAACAGCAACAAAACUACAUCUGGUAAGAAACCUAAUAACCUUUUUACAGUGAAAACUGUUUGAGUCAAAAGAUUAGAGUCUCUAGUUUCAUCCGAUAUGCCAUUUUUUAAAUUUGAGCAAUUUAUCGCAAAGCGCCAUGCUGCUAAACACAAUGUACACUAAUGUGUACUUUAGAUAAUUUUUUCCUUAGAAAUCCUGAAAUUAUAGUGCAUUUUCACAUAGAGAAUCAAUGAGUUCAUCCAAAACCUGAAAAAUGUUGCUUUCAGAGGCUUUAUACGGAGUUAGGAUGAAAAUAAGGUGCAUUUUGAACUUUCUGAGACCAGUGCAGGCAGACAACACACUGGAGGUUAAGUAAUUCAAUAAAUAGGGAGCAAGGGAACAUCCUAUAUCUUUCCUAUGCAGCUAAGUGCAUUCACUCCUAAAAUCCGGUCAAAAGUUCAGUUUCAGGCUGCAGAUGAUGUUUGGACCACUCAACAUGUUUGGCAGAUAUGAAACAAUGGUAAAUAGUACUUAGAUUCAGAAUUGAUAAUGUAUAAUUAUUUAUUUUAUCAUGCUUGGCCGUAAUUGAAUGAUGCUGGCCAUUACUUUGAAUCAGAAUUAAUUAUGCUAAUUUCUGAUGUAAUGUCUGUAACAUAAUAAACAUAAUGAAACAUAAUAAACAAUUUGAUUAAAAAAUAUGUAAAAUUGUACAACAUUUGUGGACAUCAAUUUUUAGGAAAAUUAUUUAGAAAAUUAUUUAGAAAAUGCACACAGCAGUCACACUCGGAUCUCAGGAGGUUAAAUUAAAGCAAUGCCAUUGAAAAUGUCUGAAAUUAUAUAAUUAUAUUUAUAUAAAUAUAACACAGAAAGUGUUUUUUAAGAUGCCAUGUCAGUUUUUAAUAGUCCAACUUUUAAAACGCAUUUCCAAACCAACAUAUUUUGUCUGAUGACAACUCAUAAUAAUUAGUAUGAUAUGGCGAAAUUGUAAGAAAUCAUAUGUAGGAAAUGGAGUUGGCUUGUACAAAAACGUUCAACUUUUACUCCCAUAGAGAAAAGUAAAAGAAACAACAAACAAUAUUAUUACGACUUUUCCGAACUCAAAAAUUAAACCUUAAAUCUAACCAUAAAGUCUAAAGCCUGACACAACUGACAGCGACCUCUGGUGACUAGAUGUGGGUGUGACCAGUUACUUAAGAAAGUUGAUAAAAGUUACAAUUUAUGCAAAUGAGGAACAACUUUUGGGAGUGACAACCAAUAAAACCAAUCAGGCAGCUAUUUUUCUAUGUAAACAAGCAGCAUACAAGUGCAACUCCUAUCUACUUAAAUGGGGAAAGACCGAAAUGUCAAAAACAGUUGGUCAAAAUUAUGAUCAAAGAACAUAUUUCAAAUCAGCAGUAAAAUCUGAUAACAAUGGUAUCAUACAUUGUGCUUCUUUAGCUCAAUUUACACAAAAAAUUUACUCUUUUACUUGUAAGGCGGGACUUCCUUUCUACAUCCAUUGACCAUUUGGUGUUCCAGUUCUCCCAUUCAUUUGAACAGAAGUGGCCCAUCUCUGCUAAAUAGUCUCUGGUUGAAGUUUCUGUGAGCGAUUUCUGGGUUAUAUGAUUCGUCUGCAACAACAUUUAUGGAUAUAUUUUAAAAAAAAUGUUGCCUGGAAAAGAAAUUAUCAGCAGUCUGAGUGAGUUUGAUUCCAACAUUGAUAGAUUGUUCGUCUUGUUAAUGAUAUGAUGCAAUGAGCACUGCUGCAGUUCAUAUUAAAACACUCUCCCCUGCAGAAUGUUCAUUUUUGGCUUUUUUGGAUUCCUUUACAAAUUAGAAUGAUAUCUUAGUUUUACUGGCAAUAUGUCUCAUUUUUGAGGCAUUCCAUUUCAGAUUUUUAAGAGAAAUGACCACCAGACAUGCAGGCUACCAAUAAUGUUAGUGCGAAAGCAGAAGGAACGCCCACUAGCGACUUCACAGUACAGGGACUGGAGACAUCAAGCGAUAAAGUCCCUCCAUGUGUGUACAGGGCUUAACCAUUUUCCAAACAGUAAACUUAACAAUUUUUUAAAUAGUAAACAAACUUUUGUGUGCAGUGGAAGAAAGAAGACUUUGUGGUUGGAAUGGGAUGAGGGAAACGUAUUACAGGUUAUUGACAUACCUGUACAUCAGUCAUUUGUACUGCAUACAUAUGGAAUAAGUAACCAAAUUUGUUCACAGAUGUUUACUUUCUUAAAAUAAAGUGUUGGAUAGGAGGCUAGCUAAAAUUUGAUACCUGUAUUGUAUCAGUUUGUAAUUCUGUUUGCUGAUUGAUUGGUCUCUAUGUGAAUAAAUGUCGUACCAUUUCGUACGAACCAAGUCAUA